Anthostomella pinea is the source of this 1251-nucleotide messenger RNA. The record is from the annotation of a GenBank genome assembly. Lineage: Eukaryota; Fungi; Ascomycota; Sordariomycetes; Xylariales; Xylariaceae.
AUGGGAAGAGGGAGGAAGAAGAACCGGCACGGCAAGUCCAACGGCAACCCAAACACCACCACCGCCAGGACCAGCGCCCGGAACCUCGAUCGAGAUGACGACUACCCCAUGCACGGCGUCGACAACCCAACCCCGGGUCCGAAGCGGCGUUCGCCCAAUAAGACCGACCACAACAGAGGCGCGAAGAACCGCAACCCGUUUGACGUCCCGUUCCCAGCCACCAAGCGCGGAAACCAUCACAACCCUUUCAACAGUCCUCGCGUUCAAACCCGGAACCCGGCCUGGCCCGGACAACAUCAGAACCCACAUCUGCGGCGCAACACCCAGGACCAAAGGCACAACAACCGCAACCAGAACCACCCACGGCACCACCACCACCACCACCACCACGGCCGCCGCCGCUCCUCCACCUCAAGCACCAGCAGCACGACCUCCAGUCUCCUCGCCGCGUUCGCGGCCGAAGGGGAGACUCCUCCUCGGAGUCCAAACCCGGCAGCGCAUCAUCAAAGCUGGCCGUACCCCGCCAGCUUUCCCUACCCACACCAAUCCAAUCCCAACGCAUCGUCCUCCACCUCGCGCACCCGCUCCCGCUUCUGCACCGAGUGCCGCGACGUGCGGCAGUCCAACCUCGCGCUGCGCGACUGGCUGGCGCGGACGCUGCGGGCGCGCAUCACGCGGUGGAGCGACGAGGUGGGCGUCGGGUUCGGCGCCGCCGACGAGAUGGACUGGCAGCCGGAGCCUGUGGUGCGGGUGCUGAUAUUGGGCGUUGGGAACGCAGAUGAGUGUGGUUCUGGUCAAGGUUAUGGCUACGGUUAUGGUGAAGGGUAUGGUUAUGGUCAAGGAUAUGGGGUCCAGCAGCAGCAGCAGCAGCAGCAGCGGCAGCAGUUGUACGGACAGGGCGAUGGUCUUGCAGGAGGUCCAAGUGCAAAUCCAGGCCUCACCCCCAGCCCCGGGACCGCAACCAGCCCGAGUCCAACAAACAUGGCAAUGGGAGGAUCAGCAAUCAGCGCCGGGCCAGUCUUGGCCAACGCCGCGAGGUGGGGACUCGUGAGCCCGUGGUCGUCGGCGGGCGCGUGGGAUGCCGGCCCAGGCCGCGGAGGAGUCCCAGCACCUGCACCAGCACCGGUAGUGACAGCGGCAGGACACGUCGGCGGUUCUGUUGAGGCGACUCCGGGCGUAUGGCAGUGCCAAUCUGGUGGACAGGCGGACACGAGAGUGUUAACACCACCGAAGAGCCCUUCGGAUUUCUAG